Molecule: messenger RNA, 5486 nt
Organism: Scylla paramamosain (green mud crab)
Lineage: Eukaryota; Metazoa; Arthropoda; Malacostraca; Decapoda; Portunidae
Exons: 12
Coding region: 258-1472 (404 amino acids)
Molecular function (GO): protein binding
Source: RefSeq, a predicted model, not a curated record
GAUUUACUGGUGUGAUCCCAGAUUAGCUUCGUCAAAAUAUAAUGCAUAUAAGUAUCCCACUUGAUUAUCUCAUCUGAUGGACUUCCCACCGAGCGGGGCACAACCAGCAUGGAUGGUAAAAAAGCAGGAGGCAACUCAGACCGCCAGCGUGCCAGGUGUAACAGCAUAACUAGUCGUGGUCACAAGGCCAGUGGCCCUGCAGCACUCGCUACUGAUAUAUUCUUGAAGCAACUAAAACAGGCUUAAGUGAACCUGUGAUGGACACUCAAACAUUUCUCCUUCCUCUCUGUGAAGUAUUGGAAACAAUCUUUCGGAAAGGCCUUAAUCACACAGUUCACUCUGCUUUUGGCCUUACAAGACGAGACUAUUGGUCAUGGGUGGAGAAAACUACACAGAUGUGUGCAGGGCUUGACAACAGUUACAAGCAUAUUGUAGAAGCUGUAGCAAACAACAUGUCUGUGUCAACACCACAGGGUCGAGGAAGAUUAUUCAUUAGGCAUGCCUUAAAAAACAAGUGUCUUCAUGUACCAGUUGAAACUAUCGUGCGCAUGAAAUGCAACAGUGGCAUAUAUGAAGAAGACUCUAUAAUUGGGAAUGAAAUCUUGGGUGAGAUCUUCCUCAGCCUCCUCUAUCAGUGCUCACACAUCAGUUUUGACCUGCAGCUAGAGAAUGCCUCUUUUCUGGAUGAAACAUGGCAACUUCCAAUAUACCAGGAACAUGAACUUGUUCCCUGUAUGGAUCUUGGAGUGUAUCUUGGUCAUGUGAGCGGAAGAGCUGUGGUUGUGAAGGUGGAGGAAGGGAGUGUUGCAGCAGAAGAUAACAAAAUAGAGAUUGGUGACGUAAUUGAUGAAGCUUUUGGGACAUGUAUUCAUGGCUGGCGCCGUGGCCGGGUGUCUGCCUUGUUGCGCCAAAACCGAGGGCUUCCUGUGUCACUCAAAGUCAUUAAGGGCCACUACAGUAAUGGUACAGUGUUUCCUGGAGUGGUACCACUUCUGCGCCGCCUUCACCUUGAUAUUGACACCUUAGAGGAAAAGUUUAGAGAGACUGCUCUGAAUGAAAGCCAAGAAACAUCACUCAUCAGUAAUCAAUUAGAAGGUCAUGUGGUGCAGUACUAUGGAAGCAUAUCAGUGGGAGUGUCAGGUGAUGUGACACACAUUGAGCAUGCUGUUUCAGCAGUUCUCAGUCAGAAUAGAGAACCUGUAACAGUCACACUUGUUACUGGUGAAAUUGGUGUCCAAGCUCUUCUGAAAAGUAACAGGAAGAUGUUGCUCAGCCACAGCUACACUGAGAUUUCUUCAUGUGGGCGGAGGAAUGAUCUGCUUGAAUACUUUGCCUACAUUGCAGGGGACACCAGUUGUACCAUAUCUCUUCACUUCACCUGCUAUGUUUUCCGAGCUAGAACAGUGGAACAGUCAAAGGAAAUUCUACUGACCUUAGCUGAUGGCUUCCAUAGAACACACUGGGCAGUAUAAUAGUAGCUUGAUGUAAUGAAGGUUAUUGAUGUAAUUAUAUUCUUUGUGACUUUAGGUAUGUAUGUACUAUUUUUCUAAAUGGCACUUGAUUGUUUCUUAAAAUUUGGUGCCUUUCUGACUAAGAAUUUUGUGCAUGACAAAAAGGUACUAUGCCACCUAUUGUGAUCUUUAAUGUCAUGUAAUUGUAAGCUAUUCUAAAAGAAGAUAGCAUACCUGUUUUGUCUGAAACUGUGUACAGAGAAACCCUGGUUAUCUAGCACUCAUUAGGAACUACAUGUUCUGGUCAGUUGAAUUUAUUGGUUGCUUGAGCAUCAAUACACAAAUAUCUUAUUUUAUAUUACUAUGCAUCAAGCUCCCCUGGUAUGCAUAAUUUUCUCCAUUUUGUUGGUUCACUACUCUUGUAGAUACAACAGUGUAUUGUGAUCAGUGAUUAAAGUUAAUACAAAGGGAAGAUGAUGGGACAUGAGGGCUGAAAAGUGCCAGUUUUGAAGUAAACAAAGAUGACAGUUAUUUGAAUUCAAUCUCUCCCACCACGAUGCUGUUAGUAACAAUAGAGCUGCAACUUGCAUGUCCAACAUACCAAGGGUUGUUUAUGUUAAUCAUCAGGUUAACACAAACAGCUGACCAAUCUACAUGGCUAGUGAAAAAAAAAAAAACUUUCAUCAUACCACUGAGACGUCUUUGGAAGGGAGAUACUGAUCUGUGUCAUAUAUUUACUGCUUUGCACUCUUCAUACCAUCUGUUAUUAAGCAAUAGUGUAUGGGAUAUAACUCUGUCAGUGACUUGGUGUAUGAUAAACUUAUGAUAAUUAAAUACAUCUGUCCCUGCUUAACAGCUAAGGUAAAUGUUAAGGUGUUGGCUCCCUUUGUAGUCAGCCAUGUAUCCUUAGUUUGUUUUUGUUUGCUCUCAUUUACUAGAAGGUUAAGUGCUUUAUCCAUCUGUACAAGAGCUGUUGAUAAUAUUAAUAUAAAUUUAAAAGUAUAUAAAUUCACAAUGUAUGCUCGUAUCAUAAAUUGGGCAUUUUCUUCUUAACUCUAUCUGUCUGCCCAUCUAUCUGCAUAUAUCUUUGAUGAUUCAUGUCCCUCUGGACACUACUGAAGGACUUGUAUCAGAAGAUGUCAUGUUCUUAAAUGUGCUAAUCUUUCCUGUUCUAGUAAUCCCUUUUUUUUAAUGAUCAGAGUUUCACUAGUUGUCUCACUUCUUCUAAACAACUGAUUGUUUUUAUCCAUCUUGUUGGUGACCUCCUCCUCACACAGACUUACAUUGUAUAUAGGGAAGAUAUAUUUAGUGUGUAAAACCAGACUGUUUUGUCUCCAUAUACUUAAACACAAGGAAUCAUUGUUUGCAAACAAUGUUUCAAAACUGUUUCUCAGAUGUUUGCCAAUUGUUUGCAAACAGUAAAGUAGGCUUCAUGGAUGUUUGGAUGAGUGGAUAGACAAAUGAGUGAGUGGAUAGUUGGAUGAGAGGAUGGAUGGAUGGAUAGUGAAUGGAUGGAUGCAGAGAUGGAUGAAUGGAUGGAUGGAUAAGUUGAAAGAUAGCUUGAUGAAUGGAUGAGUGGAUAGAUGGUCUAGAUAGAAAAUAUUGUUUCCAAACUUUUUCCUAAUGUUUUUCAAAUACUUAUCAAAAGUUUCUUAAAUGUUGCCCAAAUGUUUGCAAACAGUUCCUAAACAAUGUUUAAUGGUGUGAAUGUGGCUUUAUGGAUUAGCACACAGUAUAAUAAAUUAUGGUGACAUUUUGUACAAACAUUUUGCAUAUAGUACUUUUUUCUUUCUUUUUUCUGGUACUCAUGCCUUUCUUGCUUACUUUUCAUGAUUAGAGCUGUUUCAAGAGCAGAGUAGUCAGUCAACUGACAAAUAGAUACUAAGCUGAAUUAGCACAGUGGAAAACAAGCACUAAUAGACAGCACACAGAACUGCUCAUGACUGAAAAUAGCACCAAUUCAGUGUUUUAUAAAAUUAUUAAUUUUCUUUCUAAAUACUUUUCCUAAAAAAAAAAAAAGAAAGAAAAAAAAGAAAAGAUUUCUGAUUGCCUGAUUAUCGUGCAUAGUUCAUUACUGGAUAGCUGGGGUUUCUCUAUAUAGACAUAGAGAAAAGGACAGGAAAAAAAUCUUGCUGGCAGUUUGUAAGCACAGGAAAUUAAAGAUACAUAAUCAGAGAAAGCUAACAUCAUGUUGUCUGGGAUGAAGAAUAAGAUGGUUCACUUAAAGAAUAUAUAUAUAUAUAUAUAUAUAUAUAUAUAUAUAUAUAUAUAUAUAUAUAUAUAUAUAUAUAUAUAUAUAUAUAUAUAUACACAUACAGUAAAAUCCCUCUUAUCCGGCAUCAACGGGACCGCCGACAUGCCGGAUACUUGAAUAGAAGUGAAAUUAUGUUCACAAUCACCACCCUACACUCAUGCAUCUUACCAUAACAGAGAUCAGCUGAUCUUAAUCAGCAGCUGAUCUGAUCAGCUGCUUAAGUAUAAGCACAACACGCUUCCUCUUUUCUACAACUUUAGGCAUGAUGAAGGCGUCAGGCGAUAAACAGUGCACACGCGGGACUGAGUCACUGAGUAAACACAGUGCAGUGGGCUGCGGGUGGUGCGAAGCAGUGCUCUCUGGUGGCGAGGGGACAAAGUAUGCCUCGCACGGGAAUUUUAAAUCAAUUUUAUGAGUACACAUUGAUUUUUUUAUUGAUUUUAAGGCUCGGGGAAAAAUGUGCUGGGUACUUGAAGCUGCCGGAUACUCGAAUGCCAGAUGAGAGGGAUUUUACUGUAUAUAUAUAUAUAUAAUAGAUGAUAAUGCAUUGCAGUCUAAUAUCAUGAUAGAUGCAAAAGAAAAUUUUAAAAUCUUUUGGCAUUUCUCAUCAAAUACUGAAGGGGCUUAAAGAGAUUAAAGAAAGUAGUCAAGAAAUUACCGGUGUAAAGAACUUCGGGUAAGAUCAAGAAAAAAAUAUAAGAUAUACUGUAUUGUAAUAUAUUAAAAAUAUAUAAUGGCUUACUUCACUUGCAUAACUUUAGAGUCAAAGAUACUUAAUUUUUGUUCAUAUUAUAGAAUUAACCACUGUAUUGAUAUGAGUGUUUGCAGACCACAAAAAAAUCAACCCAAAGGCCUUCUGCUGACUGCGGGGAACCACACUGUUUUAAGUAAUGGAGGAUGACUCGUAUGGCAGCUUUUUCUCUUGCAUGAAGUUACUUAGAAUAAAUAAAGGAAUCAAAAAUAUAAGUGCAUCAAUAAGAGAAUGUUAAAUAUUUGGUGUGAGGGACCAGUAAUAUAUACAUUAGAAUUUCAGGGAUUUUUAGGAUAAAAUCUUGCCCAUAUCACUAUAGGUAUAAACAAGAGAUGGAGUGAAUAUGGGUGUUCAGUAUUUGAAUGCAGAUAGAACAUGAAUGCCAAAAAUACUUGACGUGAAUAUAGUUACUAAUAUGUUUUGAAUGUUUUUAUGAUUCUCUUAAAUAUAGGGAAACGUGUCAUCAUAGCCAGAGAAGGAUAACUAACAUUAUGACCUGGUACUGCUCUUAAGUAUCAGGAUGUUAAACUUACUCUCUAUAGAUCCGUAGAUAUAUUGACUUACAAUGUCUCAUUUGAUAAGUUGAAUAUGGCUGAAAACCAACUGUACUAGUAGCAAGUCUGUCCUGUGCUUGUCUUAUGAUGCAUAACUGAUAUUUUUAAGAAAGGUGUCUUACCAGACAUUGCCACAGCACUCAGUCAUUCUCUUACCAAGCUUCAUAUAGGUACUUAUAUUAAGUCACCAUGAAUAUGAGAAGCAUCACUGCUUCUCAUAAGUCAAGGUAAUUCUUGAGUCCUUGUAAAGGGAGAAAGACUGAGCACAGUGGUGCUAUCAAGCGAGAACUUUCAUUAAAUUCCCUUAUUGAUAUCAUGCAUUUUGAAUGAUUUUUUGGAAUGCUAAUAAUGAGACAAAUUACUUUUUAUCUAUAUUGUGCAGUAGUUUCUUGGGAUAGUAUUUUCUUAAGUUGAAGGUAGCCUCUCUCUCUCUCUCUCUCUCUCUCUCUCUCUCUCUCUCUCUCUCUCUCUCUCUC